UCAGCCCAUCAGCAUUUGACGACUUCCUCUUCAGCAGUGCAGGAGCCUGUGAAAAGUCUGACUGCAUGUUUAAAACUACCAAAGAAGGCAGUCCAGAGAAGGGACCAGGCUGAUUGUUUGCACUAGGACUAUUUAUCCCAGAUGGGAGGUAAUAAAUAAACACCAAAGUUGAUAAUGUCACGAUAGGAGAAAGAAAAUCAUGGCUGACGAACCUGAGCAGCCGCCUAAGAACUGGACUGAAUCUCAAGUAAGCACCUGGCUAAGAUCCAUUGGAGUGAAGGAGCAGUACAUAGUAAAGCUCUAUGAGGAAGAAGUGGAUGGACAAAUCCUUCUUACACUGAAUGAGGACUUUCUGAAGACAAAGAUUUGUAUGAAAUCAGGGCCUGCUCAUUUGAUUAUUCAAAAAAGAGAUGAGCUCCUCAAUGUCCAGAAAAAACCUCAGGAGAAGAAAAAGCCCAUCAGUGGCAAAAAAGCAGAGUUGGAGCAGAAAAACAUUAAGCAGAAAUCAGAUCAGUAUCUUCCUAUAACAAGUGAAGAUCCUCCAGCACAGGUUUCUAUAAGAGAUCAAGAUGUCUUAGAGGAGAAACAAACUGUUCAGGAACAACGUGUGUUUACUUCAAAGGAAGACUGCAAACCACGCCCAUUUGAUCAAGAAGCGAUCGAUUUUAUAUAUGUAAAGCACAGAGUCCUACAACCUGAAUCGGGUGCUUUUGAUCUAAUAUCUCCAUGUCAUGAAUAUAAGUCUUUUUCUGUAGCUGCUGCCUUGGAUCGCACAAGACUCCAAGCUAAGUUUGCCAAAGAGGUUCUUAAAUUUGCGACUGGUUGUAUGAAUAUCAGGUCAAAUGGCACAAUACACUUUGGUGUAAUGGACAGCAAGGAAGAUGUAGGAUAUGUACAUGGUGAGAUUAUUGGUGUCCCUGUGAAAGAGAAGGGCAUUUAUGUAGAUGCUUUGGACUACAUUGAAAGGACUUUCUCCUCUGAUAAGGAGCACGUGCGCCAGUGUGUGCGGCCUCCCAGGUUCAUUGAGGUUAUGGAUCAAGAAAGUACAGAGAAGAGGUAUGUUGUAGAAGUUGACAUUGUGCCUUCAGUAAAUAUUGUUAAGGGCAAGGUGUAUGCAGUUCGUCUGCCAAACUUCAAAGAGUCAACUAACAAAAUAGAAUUUGAGAAGGAAACAAUUCUGCGGAGGGUUGGUUCAAAAACGGAGCCAGUGAGCGACAAAGAUCUCAGUGACUUUUACCAGAGAGUCAAAGAUCGGGAUGGUCAAAGAGAAGACGCGGAGAAAAAUCAGUUUCUCAGUGCUCCAGAGAUCUGCCAGGACCUUGGUAGGAAACUCAAAAUGCUCAUGACUAGUGGCAAGAAAUUAAUUGAAAAGGGGAAAUGGUUCAUACUCAUCACAAACAGAUUCACAUCUGAUGACCUUGGCAGCAUUGACUGGCUGCUUAACUUGAACCUUUUCUGUGUGUUUGACUUUGACCCAGACUCAAAGGUAUCAGGUCUUUGCAGUAGAUACCUUCAGCAUCAUGCUGCAAACAUGCACUCUCUGCAGAGCUAUAGGAUAUCAAGUGACACAAGCAUCAAAGAUUUCACAAGUAACUUGCAUCUGUUCGAGCAAACGAGCUGGAUCUUUUGUAACGGCCGUUCUGACUUUAAAGGAAGUGAAACUCCAUGUGAUGAAAUGACCUGGAUCAAGACAAAAAUGACUUUCUUGAGGGAAUCUGUGUCUUUGAUUUGUAAACAAAUCUUGCCAAAAGGGGCAUUUCAGGUAAUUUUCCUUCUCACAUCACCAGUUGAGAAACCACUCUUGCACACCUUUAAUGAGUUUUUCACAGACAUGGAAGGCCACGAAGACAUCAUCUGCAUCUGUGAAUCACAGAAAAACUUCCAGAAGUGGGAGA
Molecule: messenger RNA, 1895 nt
Organism: Monopterus albus (swamp eel)
Lineage: Eukaryota; Metazoa; Chordata; Actinopteri; Synbranchiformes; Synbranchidae
Product: sterile alpha motif domain-containing protein 9-like
Exons: 3
Cellular component (GO): cytoplasm
Molecular function (GO): protein binding
Source: RefSeq, a predicted model, not a curated record